UAGAUCUUGCAGCUACUGUGGUUAUUUCCCACCCUAUUUGUAUAUGGAGAUCGGAGAUCGGUUAUAAAGGAAGGUCAGAUGAAUCCUGGAAUCUACUAAACCGGUUAAUUCCCUCACAGAAAGAAGACUUAAUUCCCUCACAGAAAGAAGACGGUGGACAGAUUUUCAACUGCUAUGGGGAUGCUCAAAUUCUUCAUGGGUAACUCCCACUCUGGGUCAGACAUGUCUGUGAUAGUGAGAGAGGGGCGGGUCAAAGCCUGGAGGGUCACCAGAAGCAUCACCUACUACUGCACCAGCGAUACCCCUGCCCCCUCUCCUCCCACCUCCUCCUUAUCCUCCCAUCUAGACUCUCCUCUUCCCUCCCCCCCCUACUCCCUCUCCGCCCCCUUUAUCUCAGACAUGCCCUCUCACCCCACUGUUUCCUCAACUCUCACCCCUUCAUUUUCGGAUGUACCAACCCUCUCUCCAUCCUCCCCCCGUCCCCUCCUCCUGCUUUUCCCGUGGCUGGGCGCCCGACCGGGGGCCAUGGCAAAGUACCGGGACCUCUACCUGGAACGCGGCCUGGACAUCCUAUCUGUGGAGAGCACAGUGUGGCACUUCCUGUGGCCUCGCUGGGGGCUGGAGUAUGGGGCUGAGGUCCUGGAGGUCCUGGGAGACCCGCGUUUCAAAGGUCGCCCCCUUCUGGUCCACGCCUUCUCCAUCGGCGGGUACACCUUCACCCAGCUGCUCAGCCAGAUGGUCAGGGAGCCACACAAGUACCCAGGCCUGGCCCAACGGGUCGUAGGACAUGUCUAUGACAGCAUGGUGGUCGGGUCGCUGGAGCAUAUGGCUAAAGGCCUGGGUCUGACCCUGUUCCCUCGUAUCGAGCCCCUGGUGCGAUACACUGCUCUGCUCUACUUCUGGCUCUUCAAGUCCCAGACGGUGUACUACUACGACAAGUCAAUCCAGGUCUUCUACAACAGCCCCGUCACCUCCCCGGCGCUCUUCUUCUUCUGCGAGAACGACGCGCUGUGCGACCCCGUCGCCAUGGAUGCGACCAUCUAUAUUUGGAGGAAGCGGGGCGUUGCUGUGGAAACCGGGAAGUGGAAGGAGUCUGUGCACGCUGCUCAUCUACGCUGUCACCCGGAGGAGUACCUCUCCACGUUGGAAAAAUUUCUGAUCUCGCUCAACAUCGCCCCCCUCAGGGAGAAGAUGUAAAUGGCUCAUGUGCUAUUCACAGCGGGAGGGGGGGGGUUGAUAAUUCAAUAAAGCCUGCAUACUCAUG
Oncorhynchus gorbuscha (pink salmon) is the source of this 1264-nucleotide messenger RNA. RefSeq lists its product as uncharacterized. Lineage: Eukaryota; Metazoa; Chordata; Actinopteri; Salmoniformes; Salmonidae. The record is from RefSeq and is a predicted model, not a curated record. The transcript is spliced from 3 exons. Bases 175 to 1197 code for a protein of 340 amino acids. Gene Ontology annotation, molecular function: serine hydrolase activity.